Molecule: messenger RNA, 2618 nt
Organism: Xyrauchen texanus (razorback sucker)
Lineage: Eukaryota; Metazoa; Chordata; Actinopteri; Cypriniformes; Catostomidae
Exons: 10
Coding region: 154-1104 (316 amino acids)
Source: RefSeq, a predicted model, not a curated record
UAAUGGAGACACGCUAAAAAGUCUGUAAAGCAAGUAUGAAGGACAAAUUUAAACUAGAAAAGGGACCGGGGAGGCAAAGGGUGUGUACUGGUGAGAUCUGAGAUUGAGGUUGGGAUACCUUACAGUGGAACUGCUAUCCUACUGUCUUUUGCCAUGACAAGAGCAGGUGCCAUCAAACUCAGCAUCCUCUUCUUCCUCACCUUAAUCCUGUGUCUACCAGAGUUUUUCCCAAAAGUAUCACAGAUUCAGUUUCUCUGUGAGCAUUUUGACCCGUGUAAACCUGAAAAUGGCUCAAGUGAUGCACAAGCAUGUGGCCAGGCUGAUCAUACAUGUACUACAGUAAUAACAAAUGCCAGAAGUCAGGACAGACAUGGGGAAGGCUGGUAUCUGUGUCAGGCUGAGAUGGAUCUGCAUGAUCUCCAGAACAAUACCUUGCUGUCAGGAGAGCAUGUGAUGAUGGAACUGACACUAAAGGCAGACAAUCUCUCUGCAUGGAAUAUUACACAAAAGAUUACACUAUCUAUGCAAGUAACUAAUUCUACCCAUGAGCUCAACUGCCAACAAAGGAGCAGUGGUUACCUUUUUUACUACCAGGAAAACAAUCAGACAGCAAGAUCUCCUGCAUAUCCAGUGACACACACAAACGUAGAGAGUUGGUGCAGUGUGAUUACCGAAGUCUGGGUGAUUCUGGUAGGGACUGUGCUAGUGGUGGCUUUACUGAGUGUGGGCUGCCUGAUCUCCAAGAGCAGACAUCUUUACCAUAGAACGUCCCAUUUGGUGGCAUAUGUACCAGAUUCAGCUUGUGACUAUCGGCUCAAAGAGCUCAACAGUAAAAGAGAAAAUUAUGAUGAUGAAGAUGAAGAUGAUGUAUUCUCUGAGAUCUCUUCAACAGAGAACAGAACAGAUGAAAACCUGCGCAGGGUGGAUGAAGUCAUGUACAAGAGAAGAUUGUCACCUAUUUUUGAGAUGACAGAGACCUCACUUGAUGAUAAAUACCAUGAGGAAGAUGAGGAAGUUGGUCAGUGUAAUGCCCUGGUAAUAAAGCAAGCUCACCAACGAAGCAACCCUUCUUGCUCCAGUCAAGAAAUAAAUGACACAUUUUAAGCAGAGGGACUUAUAUAAUAUAGAAUAGACUCUUUAUUUACUUUCACAUGAAGUUGAAAUGAGCAUAACAUUUUGAAGGUGUCAUUAAUGUUCAUUUUAUUAGGCGACUAUGAGAAUUGUUAAUACUGUACUAUUACUCAAGCUAAUAAACUAAUUCAUAAUACGCAAUAAACUGUUAAAGUAUGUAGUUAAUAUGAGUGUAGCAAUGUUCACGUUAACACGUUAUCUUGUAUUACCAUAUAUAGCCUACAUAAGAAUGAAUGGUUAUUUGUUUUAUUUGUGUAUUAUUUGUAUACAUAUUUGUAUUUUUUAAAAUUGUUUUGCUACUUAGAAAUAUACAUUUAAAUUAUUUGAUAUCACGAGAAAAAGGCACCACUAGACAGCAAUAAAAAAAAUACAGAUAAAAAAUUAUAUAUAUAUAUAUACAUACAUGCAUUCAUUGAUUUACGUUUAGUAGAGAAAUACGUUUACAGUUCAAAUUAUGGUCACUCCAGGGAUGCUUGUGCAUCAGACGCUGGAAAUGUCCCGCCCUUACUAAAACGGAAAAUAUGAUUGGUUAGCAAAUAUCUAGUUGCGUCUGAAAUGAACGUUCUGAUUGGUGGAUCAGUUUAGUCGGACUGUCUUGCCAUUGCCAUCUGUUGCACAGCACUCUCGCAGUUUAGUGGCUGUGCCCGUUUUGAGAGAAUCUCUGUACAUUUAUAUAAUCCUAACAUAUACACAACUCACUCAACGGAGCUGCGGCAAAAAGUUCUGGUUUAACAGACUACUCGUUGUUCUGGCGGCCAUACGUAUCAUCACUUAUUUCAGGUGGGCAUACGCAAAAUCCUAAAAAACAUAUGCAUGUCCGGUGCUGUUCUCAAUGCAUGUUACAGGCGGACCGAACUAUAUUGAUCGUUACAUCUGAGAUGAAGUUCGUGUAGAGUGACCACCGAUACCCGAUCCGAGUAAAAGCGUAUCGGUCGGUGCCAUCCCCAACAUAAACCCUACACCUACCUCAACCUCAGUAGCACCAAAUUAAUCUUUUAAGAAAUUUGCGAAACAACAUGUAGUUACAAAAUAAGUACACUCUAUUGCAUGUAUGCUAUGGAUACACUAAUGUGAUUUCUUAAUUAUGUGACAACACACCAGUCUAAAGCUUGUGGGUAUUAAAAAAAAGAUUAACAUUUUUAUAAAGCUCUUUCCAUCACCAAAAAAAAUAUUUUAAAUUAAUAAUUUGCAGAUAUUAUACAUUAAACUACUGUCUGUUACAAAAUCUAACAACUGGAUGGUGAGGUUUUUUUAGUUGUAACUAAAUAUUGUGAUUUUUUGCAAUCGUAAAAUUGCAAUAUGUUUUCAGUAGAUAUCUAUAGGCAUUGGCCAUUAAAUAAAACAAAUCAGACCACUAGUCAAUGCUUUCAUACGCUUUCAAAAUUAAAUACAAUUUGACAAGCAAACUGUCCAUUUUGACAAGCUAAAUGCCAUUUGGCCUCCAAAAUAAUCAUAUUUCUUCAUUCAAUUCAAAUAAUUGCUCUGUC